AGUGGGGGUGUGUUUCCCCAAUGAUGAAAAUGAAAUGUUACAGAAAAUCUCUCUAAAACCCUAGAACCGUAAAACCCUCUUCUCUCUUUGUUUCUCCCAUUCAAAUUCCCAGGAAUUUCAUUUGAAAGAAAGAACAUUUUUUUUGGCAAUAUUUUUGGUGUUUUUUUUUUUUUUGUAAAAAAUGGUGACACUUCAAAUGGCAAACCCCAAGGACUUACUGUCUACAACAUCUUCUUCUUCAGUGCUGUCUUCAAGGCCGUGUUUUUCUUCAAAAAAGCCCUUUAAGAGAAGCUGUUUGAGGCGUCAACGUUUUGGAGGGAUAAGCUGUUCCUUUGCUCCAAUGGAGACUGCCAAGAUAAAGGUGGUUGGUGUUGGUGGAGGUGGAAACAAUGCAGUUAAUCGGAUGAUUGGUAGCGGUUUACAGGGUGUUGAUUUCUAUGCGAUAAACACGGAUUCUCAAGCACUAUUACAGUCUGCUGCAGAGAAUCCACUCCAAAUUGGAGAGCUCUUGACUCGUGGGCUGGGCACUGGGGGAAAUCCGCUUUUGGGGGAACAAGCUGCAGAGGAAUCCAGAGAUGCCAUUUCAGAUGCUCUUAAGGGCUCAGAUCUUGUCUUUAUAACUGCUGGCAUGGGUGGAGGCACUGGGUCAGGUGCUGCUCCAGUUGUUGCCCAGAUAGCAAAAGAGGCUGGUUAUUUGACUGUUGGUGUGGUGACCUACCCCUUCAGGUUUGAAGGACGGAAAAGAACCAUGCAGGCUCUGGAGGCUAUUGAAAAGUUGCAAAAGAAUGUUGAUACUCUUAUAGUGAUUCCCAAUGAUCGUCUGCUUGAUAUUGCUGAUGAGCAAACACCUCUGCAAGAUGCUUUUCUUCUUGCUGAUGAUGUUCUGCGCCAAGGUGUUCAAGGAAUUUCAGAUAUAAUCACGAUACCUGGAUUGGUGAAUGUGGACUUUGCAGAUGUUAAGGCAGUCAUGAAAGAUUCUGGAACUGCAAUGCUUGGGGUAGGAGUUUCCUCUAGCAAAAACCGUGCAGAAGAAGCGGCAGAACAAGCAACUCUGGCCCCUCUAAUUGGAUCAUCAAUUCAGUCAGCUACUGGUGUGGUAUAUAAUAUUACUGGAGGAAAGGAUAUAACCUUGCAGGAAGUUAACAGAGUAUCACAGGUUGUGACAAGUUUAGCAGAUCCUACUGCUAACAUCAUAUUUGGUGCUGUUGUGGAUGAUCGCUACAACGGAGAGAUCCAUGUGACUAUUAUUGCCACUGGCUUCUCACAGUCAUUUCAGAAGACGCUAUUAACGACCCCCAAGGCUGCAAAACAGAUUGACAAAAUAGCCACGGGUCAAGAAAGCAAGGGAAUACCCUUACCCCUCAAAUCAUCGUCUCCUUCAACUGUUCCUUCGAGGUCAUCUCCACGGAGGCUAUUCUUCUAAUUCCUUUGAUCUCCCCCUUUCUUUCUUCCUUCUUUUUGCUAUUAGCUGUGUAAUGAUUUUGAAGCUUAUGUGUAUUAGAUGCCAUUUGUUUCCA
Messenger RNA from Theobroma umbraticum, 1517 nucleotides. RefSeq names its product homolog of bacterial cytokinesis Z-ring protein FTSZ 1-1 (gene FTSZ1-1). Gene Ontology annotation, biological process: chloroplast fission; microtubule-based process; cell division. Gene Ontology annotation, cellular component: microtubule; cytoplasm; cell division site. The record is from RefSeq and is a predicted model, not a curated record. Lineage: Eukaryota; Viridiplantae; Streptophyta; Magnoliopsida; Malvales; Malvaceae. Gene Ontology annotation, molecular function: GTP binding; GTPase activity.